This is a messenger RNA of Chlorella variabilis, 1502 nucleotides long. RefSeq lists its product as hypothetical. Bases 1 to 1236 code for a protein of 411 amino acids. NCBI's taxonomy places the organism in Eukaryota, Viridiplantae, Chlorophyta, Trebouxiophyceae, Chlorellales, Chlorellaceae. Gene Ontology annotation, biological process: methylation. Gene Ontology annotation, molecular function: methyltransferase activity. The transcript is spliced from 10 exons. The record is from RefSeq and is a predicted model, not a curated record.
AUGGCGGUGGCGCGGCAUUUCACGGCGCAGCCGUGGCAUAUUGCGCCCAGUAGAUACAAUGCAGCACGAUGCAGGCAGCGGCGACACUUCUUAGUGGCUGGCGCCCAGCAGCAAGAGGGCCUGGUGGCCGCCAGCACCAGCCACACGGCCGAGGCUGCCGCUCACCUGGCGCAACCGAUAGCAGACAUCGCGGCCCGCGCGGCGGCGGCGCCCCCGCCCCAGGCCGACACCGCGGCGGCGGCGCCGCUGCUGGGCCCCACGCCGCUCGCCGCGCUGCUGCUGGGCGGCGCGCUGCUGGCUGGCUACGGGAUCAAGAAGGUCUACGACACCCCCUCCCGCUCCUACGACCAGAAUGUGGGGCAGGAGUACGAUGCGUGGACUGAGGAGGGCGUGCUGGAGUACUACUGGGGGGAGCACAUCCACCUGGGCCACUACAGCGAGGAGGAGCGGCAGCGCGGCUACAAGAAGAAAAACUUCAUCCAGGCCAAGUACGACUUUGUGGAGGAGAUGCUGAGGUGGAGCGGGUGGGCCUGCGCCGACGUGAGCGGCGACGGCGGCGUCCCCAAGAUCCUUGACGUCGGCUGCGGCAUCGGCGGCACCUCGCGCUACCUGGCAGCCAAGUUCCCGCAGGCCUCGGUCACGGGCAUCACGCUGUCCCCCAGCCAGGUGCAGCGCGGCACCGAGCUGGCCGCCGAGCGGGGGCUGAGCAACGCCAAGUUCCAGGUGAUGGACGCCCUCAGCAUGGACUUCCCCGACAACUCCUUCGACCUGGUGUGGGCGUGCGAGAGCGGGGAGCACAUGCCCGACAAGAAGGCUUACGUGGACGAGAUGGUGCGCGUGCUCAAGCCGGGGGGCACCAUUGUGAUCGCCACCUGGUGCCAGCGCGACGAGACGCCAGAGGCGCCCUUCAGCGAGCGUGACCGCGAGCGGCUGACCUUCCUGUAUGAGGAGUGGGCGCACCCUUACUUUGUGUCCAAGGAGGAGUAUGGGCGCAUCAUGGAGGCCACCGGCGAGCUGUCCGGGGUGGGCCUGGCCGACUGGACCCCGCAGACCAUCGACUCGUGGCGGCACUCCAUCUGGGUGGGGGUGUGGGACCCUUGGAUCGUGGUGCUCAAGGGGCCGCGCAUGUGGUACAAGGUCACCCGCGAGAUUGUCACGCUGGAGCGCAUGCACCGCGCCUUUGCAGACGGGCUCAUGGAGUACGGCAUGAUGAAGGCCACCAAGAAGAAAGCCUAGCCCGACGACGAGCGCCCCGGCUGGGGAUACACUUGAAACUGGGAUAUUUUUGGAGCGAUGAGUGCACCCCGUUGCGACGCCUGUCGCGUUCCUGACCAGCACUGACAAAAUGCACGCCUGCGCCACCACCAGCCUGGCUCGCCGUACCACCAGCACAGCAGUUUGAUGUGGCGGCUUGAUGUGGCUCUUCAUGGCGCGCCCACCCACACCGUUUAUUGGCCAGUUUUAUUUCUGUCAAAUGCUCCUGUCAACCCACGCUACAGGAA